UGUAAAACAAAAGAAAAACUAGAAAAAUGUAAGUUCAUAGCAAAACAAAAUCUAAACAAAGUUCUUCGAAGGACACACGAUUUGUACUGCUGGAGUGUGCCUUGCUGAAAUAUACAGCUGACUAUUGUCUAGCGCAUACCUCCCACCUAUCUGAUUUACGACUCUUUGUCGUUGUUAUUAGAUGUCCACUUCUAAUACUACCCAGCAAGUGUGUGACGUUGGUGACAGUAGUUACAGUGCGUGUGUUUGUACUGAUCUUACAGACAACUACGGCAUUUUGCACGGACCUGAAUGCCACAAAUAGAUGUUCAACAACUCACAAGUGCCAAGUGAGAUGGAGGCCCUGUACGAGCCCCCGGCGCGGCCGGUGGGCCUGGAGCGGAUGGAGACGGCAGUGGCCAUCGCCAUCGGUGCCCUCGCCGCCGUCUUCCUGGGCGCACUCGUCGUGCUGGUCGUCGUCUGGCGCCGCCACCACACGCGCUACCUCGACAAGCUCAGUGCCGGGAAAGGAGAGAAGCUGCGAGACGUGGAUCUGCUCAUCACCGACGGCGGGGGCAGCGGCGGCAUCGGGGAAGUGGAACUGGGCGAGGUGGUGCUGAGCCCCGACGCGGAGCGCAUCCUGGGGGAGGCGGCGGCGGGUGUGGGUGCGGGGGCGGGUGACCUGGCGGCCCACGGGCUGGCCGUGCUCAAGGCCUGCCACGCCCUCACCGAGCGGCUCACACGCCUCGCCGCCGAGCAGGGCCGUGUCGGCACGAGUGCCUCCAAGAAGGGGGCCGGCAGUGUCGUGGCCGCCCACGACAUCGUGGAGGUGGCUCGUCGUAUCUCUCCGCGGGUGGACGACGUGGUGCGUGCCGUUUACCCGCCGAUCGACGCACGCCUGCUGGAGGCGCGCGCGGCGGCACUCGCCCUUGUGGUAACGCACCUGGCGCUGCUGGUGACAGCGGGUGGCAGUGCGGGGGUGCCGGGGCGGCGCAAGAGGAAGGCGGCGGCCGGGGGCGGAGUAACUACGGGCGGGACGGCAACGCCCAGCUGGCUGGCGCAGGCGUUGGCCGACAUCGACCUGCACCUCCUGGUGCUACGCGAGGCGGCGCUUUCCCAGGAGGCCGCAGUUCGCAUACAGAGUGUGAUGGGCACGGGCCCGUCGGCAUCACCGUCCACCACCCCUCUGUAGGGCUGCUUCACCAGCUCUACAGCGUUCUCUCUUUUCCCCAAAAUAUCCUUUUUCUGUGCACACUCCACAUAAGGUAGGGGCUGUUUUAUCCAGACCCUUGCCCAAAAACAGAAUCUCGGCGCACUCUCUCACUGCUGCACAAAAUUGAAUAGGCCUACAACUCUAGCGCCUAGUGAAGAGCUCUGACUGUGUUUUGCAGGUUCUACAGUUUUAUUGAGACAGAAUUUAUUUAGAGCUCCUUUUGAGUGAAGAAUCUCUGAGACUGUCUGUAGCAGAAAAUGAAAAUGAGGCAUAGAUACUUAACUUGCCCAUAUUUGAUAUAUAAACAAUAUAUUUGUAUGACUAUAUAUUUUGUACACUCUGUUUAAUCUGUAAUCCUGACUACAGUGGCUUCCUGAAAUGAAAUGUACUUUAAAAGUUUUCAUUUCCUACUUUCACCUCCACAAAACUCUUAUAUGGAAUCAUGUUUCGUGUUUAGACUCUAAGACUUUUUUUUAUCCCUACAGUACUUCUAAACACCCAGAAUCACAGUAAUUAAUUACUUUUUAAUCUGAUGUUGAUUGUACAUUUACAUGUUAAAUUUUGUUAAAUACAAAAACAAAAUUUAAAUAUAUUACUUACACCACUUAAUCAUCAGACUGUUUCAAUGUAACAGUCGUAUUUUUGCUAUAUGUAUACUGUUUUGUAUAUAUCAACUCUUUUGAUAAUAUAUCUAAGCAUAAACCUAUUUUCAGAAUCUGUUUCUUAGAUUUUAGCAUUUCAUAUGUAUUUCUGGGAAGAUAGGGGGGGAGGGGGUUACAUAUUGCUUGUACUAAUUUAAUGUUGUUGUUGGAGAUGUUGAUAUAAAACACAUAGAUGAUGUAAUUAUUUCUGCAUAUGGGAGAUAAAACUGAGAAACUGGUGUAGUUAGGGUAUAACCUUGUUACGUUUUGUACAUCAGUGCCUGGUGGCGAGAGUGGGAUGGAGGUUUUGCAUGGUUCUGCUGUCAGGUGGCACAGGCAUACUCUUCUGUCGGCAGGCAGUGUUUGGGUCGGUGAAGGUGUGGUGUAGUGUCAUGUACUUACUUAACUAAUUGAUCCACCGUCUUCCAUUAGCAUAGUUAUUUAGAUUUAAAAGAUUGCUCAUGCAGUGUACUGGUUCAGAAGGCCACAGACAGUGAAUAAUAUUGAUAUAUGCACAACAUUCAGUGGAAAGAGGACAUUUGAAACAUUUACUGUGGGGGAGUCAACUUUGUAAUUUUUUCGUGUUCAAAUGGUGAAUAAGGAAGAAAAUGUGUGGCAGCCUGUGUGUUGUCAAAAAUGAAUUGUCUGCUAUUGUUUAUCCAUUUGGAGGAUGAUUGAAAUGUGAACUACAUUUACUUGCUGUCACACAUGUGGAAUGGAAACAAUUGCUGCAUAUUUAAUUCUUUAAUAAAUGUAUGAUAUGCAAAUGUUGGAUAUCUGUUUACGAUUAACUGUCUUCAUUUUUCUUUGUUGAAAAUUAAUUGAUUGGGUUACAUUUUAUGGCAGAUUUUAUUUUUAUAGACACUUUACUGUAAGCUGUGCACUGUUGUCCACAAUCAGUUUACCUUUGGAAUGUUCUUUGACUUUGCCGUGGAGAGGGCUGGAUGAGGACUAACGAGCAGUGAUUAUUUUUUUACUGCCUGCAGAAUGUGUAUUUUAUUCAUAUUAGAAUUAGUUCUGAAGGCAGUGGAUGCUGUUUACUCUUCACAGGCUAUUAUAGAACUCAGAUCUCUUUUCCAGUACAUUUAAAAAAAAUAGAAAUCAGUUGUUGAUGACAUAAAUUGCUCCAUAUGUAGGUAAAUGUAUUAAAUCACCUCUGUUUCAGCCCUUGGCACUAGUGGCCAUAUGUUAUUAAUAAUAAUGAUGAUGAAAUGAAGGGGUAGCGAAUGAAAUGGUAUAUAUUGUAAGAGCAAACUGAAAGAGUUUGUAACAUGGAAAGACAGAUUAGUAAGAGUUUAUGGAGGCCUCUACGUGAUACCCUGGCCUUCUGUUGCCAGUUGGACCACUAUCCAAAUAUUCUAGAGUGUUCGUGUGAUUUUUUAGAGAGACAUAAUUGUGUGCUUCCUUCAAAGACGGAAGACCCCAUCUAUGUAACUAAUAUUUAUGGCCAGUGCCUGGUUACUUACACACAAACUGUUCACUGUUUGGGUGUGUUGCAAAAGUUGUGUAAUAAAAAAGUACCUUGAUUAACAAGAGAUAAUGUGCGCAACAAUUUGCAUUGUUGGGAGACGAAAAUGCAUAUUCUGCCCAUUUUCUGUCCAUCUCUCUGCUAGUAAUUUGAAAAUUACUUAAUGUAAACAGCAGAUGUAUCUUUAGGAUGAAGGGAAUUGUAUGUGGUUCCCUGUAUGUGCAAUGGUUUAUAAUAAAAUGGUCUUGUCAGUUUCCUAAUCUCUUCAAAAAGACUGCAGGAGGCAUUCCUUUGUUUUGUAAAUGAUGUAAUUAAAUAUUUGUAGAAAUAUAUGUAUAUUUUAGAGUAUUUUUCACAUACUUUACGUACUUUAAUAAUAAUGAAUUAUGUAUCAUGCUGUUUGAGAGCUGUGUAUUUUUGUGGAGUACAUUAGGCUGUGGUAUAAAAUUGUAGUAUUCGUCUGUUGCUAGGAAGCUGCGAAUCACCAUACAGUUUUUCAGUUCUGUGUCUGAAACAAUAUAGCAGUUUGAAGUUUUGAGCAUAGAUUCAAAAUUAUUGUCAUUGCAAAAAGAAUGCAGUGCCUGUUCCCAGGUGGGAAACAUACAGUAAUUCGAGAGCAGGUUAGCCGGUGGCACACGGGCAACUAGUCAGCGGGCGGGCAGGUGAUGCCUCCAUAUUGCAGCAUUCGUGCUGGCUUCACAGUAAGCAUGGCAGUGUCAAAUUGUACAAUACUAAAACUGAGACAUUCUAUCCUUAAUACAAAUGUUGUUUUUCUUCGCAUAUACAAAAAUCUCCAUAGCAAAAUGGGCAGAAAUGAUCAAAUAGCUUCAAAGAUUAAUUGGUAGUUCGCAGCAGAGUUGUACAAGUAGCAAGUAGCUCCUCUCCAGUUUCUCUGUGAAGCCUGAGGGCAUUGCCAGCACAGAGGCCUGAGAGGUGUCAUUGGUGUCAUUCAGCCAUCCAGUUGGGAAGCGUUUCCUUUUUCGUGGACAGUGAAGUGUUUUCUUGUGGAGUGUGAGUCUCUUGUAUUGUUUCAAAUUUACUCUUUGGUGCAGGCAAGUGUAACGAGUGCAUGUGUAGUUCAGCGGCCUUGCUCUUCGGGCAGUGCAGCAUGUGAUGUGGUGGUCAGGAACUGAAUGUGACUGCCUCUUCCCUCCUUCCUGUUUGAAUACUGAUGAUGAAAAUAAGUUUCAUCACCCUUAUUUGAACAGAGUACGUCAGAGUCGGAUGCCAUCAACUUUGAGUAAAGGCUUGAGGUGUUUUUUUAAAGUGUACAGUGAGAUUACAUGGUGUUCUCAGAUCAUAGAAGUUUAAAUCUGCCUGACUGAUGAAACUGUCAGAUUUAAACCAUCUCUACGUCAGUAUGUCCUGCAAUGUCUCACAAAUGAGAAUUGGCUGCUUCCUCAGUGUACUUCACUGAAGGAUUCCCCCUCUACAUAGGGCACAUGUUUCGGUGUUUCGUGUCUACUUGCCUCACGAGGAAUAUCUUGGAAAGAUGCUAAGUUUCUUGUAACUUACAAUAUUUCAGAUAAAGAAAAAGUCUCAGGUUUCCACCCGCGAGACAGUGUUAAAAUAGCACAACAUUUCAGAGAGUACCAUAAUCACCAUCUUCUGCCAAGGUGUUGAGAUAUGCAGAUGUCAGAAUAUUUACACUAGUGGUGUGCCCUCUUUGGCAUUCUGAAUAUGUCUUGUGUGCUGAGCAAGUUCUUGUCAUAUUGUCGCUAACGCAUUAUUCUGCGCCAAACUAUGUUGGUACCAUUCAUUUGUAUUGCCUGGAUUCUCUUGAAUCCUUAUUUCUACAGAUUCCCUUACAAUGCUAAGUCAAAAGUGUGGCCUUCCUGUGGGGUGUACUUUGCUAUUACUUAUUUUUCUUUGUAAACUAGUAAUACAGGCCUUGUAGUGUUGCCACUAAAUUAGGUAGUGAAUUUUCAUUAUGUUGCAGUUGAAGAGGCUCUAUAUAUAGAUUUCUUUUAAGCUGAUGACCAUUUCGCCAAUAGCAAUACCACAAUUCACUGAAAAGUCUUUUGCCUUUCUCUUGAUAUAUAGUAUAAUUUGAAUGUGUAUAUUCCUCUUAACAUUUAUUCUGAUGCAGCUUGUUUAUACCAGUUGGAAGAGAACAUAAAGAUUUUUUGUAACUUGAAAAACUGAUAACAUCAAAAUCACAUUGGGAAUCACUCCAGUCAGAAUUUACCUUUGCCGUAGAUGCUAUUGCACUGACUGUUGUCAUUACGUUACGAAAAUUCCACAUACUGUAAAUCUCAAAUAUUUUAAUGUCUGUACGGGAAAUUAAGAGAUCAAAUGAGUAUUCCAAUUCAGAUGUUUCCAGUAAGGUUAAAUAACUAUUCCAGUUCAUAUGUUUCCAAUAACUUUUUCUCUCCAGCAGAUUUAUUUGAGUCAAUGAAAUCAUGUUAGCAUACAAUUGCAGACCACUUCCAAAAUCAAACUUCAUGUACAGUUAGUUAAUACUUUAGUCUCAAUGCAGACUCUACGUAUUUAAUUACAAAAUUAAUAUUAUUUCAAUAGAAUAACAUGCAGGGAUGUUCUUGACAGUACUAUCGCGACUUCUCCUGGCAGCUGUUUCCUGCUACAUACUACAUCCAUAGAUAAUCACUGGACCACUUCAUGACAAACUUGUGCACUCAACAUUAAACAAACCAUUCUUUAAAAUACUGCUAAACACACAAUAAUAAAUGUUCAGAUAACUAAUUGCUAUUUACAUGAUGUUGGUGUUCCAAAUAAUAUUUUGAAACAAGGUACAGAGUGUUUGUCCAAUGUGUUAUUGGAGGCCUCAUUCACAAGAGAUCUUGUACAUCCCAGGCACAUUUCAACUAUAUUGGGUCUUUCACAGAGCCGAAGCACUCUUUCAUCUUACGCAGUGGUCAUAAGACAGUUUUUAGGUUACACCGAGAGAGGCCCCCAAGUAACGAAGUAAAGUGAUUAUCUUGUCUUCUUUCUCCUCUUCCCAGUUUGCUGCAUCUUUUAUCAACUGCCCUACUAAUCUGUGCUACUCUGAACGCGUAUUUGUGAAAUACUGCCUUCGUUUAUCACGCAUGACCUGCAUUCUAUGUACCACUGUGGUCAGUACAAUCUUCCAUUAUGCUGAAUGGUAACACUGUUGUGUAUGGGUAAAGGUCUGCAUGGGUCAUCUUCUUAUAUGCUCCAUGACCUAGUGUACCGUCUGCCUUCCUGUUGAUCAAGAAAGGGAGACAACCAUUCUCCUCUUUUUCCAUAGAGAUUGCAACUUGCCAUGAUCCCACACCACAAAAACAUUGUCAACAUAUCAGAAGUAGUGCUCGGGUUUUGGUAGGUACUUUGGAGGGCCAUCUCCUCAAAGUGUUCCGUGUAGAAGUUUGUAACCCUAGGAGCUAGUAGAUGACAAGUAUGACAUUCUUCGAAAUGUCGUGAUAAUUUAACACUGCCACUUGCUGGAAACCUGAGAACUUUUCACCAAUAGUAUAUGCUGGAUGAGUCUACGGUCACAAAUAUUUCAGGUGUUUGCACAAUAUUAACUAUGCUGUUUCAUAAUCAGUCUGUAAAAAAAUUCAUACCCACAUCAUAGCUACACGACCACCAAAACAAAAAAGGAUUUUGUAUUAACUCAGAUACAAGGGAAUUAAAUAAUUAAAGAGCCAAAUUGGUAUAAAAAGAAAAAGCUAUAUAUUUUACCAAAAUAAGACUUUUAGUACUUCUCAACAUAAUCCCCACCAAUAUUAAUUCGCUAGUCCUGGCAAUGAACUAGUUUUAUGUAAAGAAGUCUUUGUCUUGUUGUUUGAGCCACAUUCCACAAAUGUUUUGACAACAUCAUUGUUGCUGAACUUUUUCCAACAUAAUACCUCCUCGAGUGAACCCAAGUUUCACCACACAUUAAAAAUCCCGUUUAGAAAAGGGGUCACCUGCCCUUCCAUAGCUUUCUAUCGAGUCUGUACACACUUUGAGUCUUGUUUCCUUGUGUUGUGGUGUUAACUCUUUUGGGACCCACCUUGCACUUGUUUUGCUGCAAUUGAGCUUGUUUCUGACAAAGUUAUGAACCGUGCCAACACUUACUGCAACUGUCUUUGCUAUAUGUUCAACUCUAAUACUUUGGUCUUCUCGAAUCAUGUCAUCAAUGCAACUUUCGAGUGAAGUGGUUGAUACUUCAACUGACCAGCCAGGAUGUUGCUCAUCAGUCAUUGAGGUUAAAUCAUUUUUUAACUGCUCCGCACUUUUAUAAGUAUAUCCAUAGUUUGUACAACAUUCAUUGUACUGUAAAAUCAUCCAAGAAAAGAUUUUAGCCAGAUUUUCACCUUCGGAAAGCAAAAAAUCGAUCACUGAAUGUUGAUCAACAACUGUGGAUUCUUCAAGAAGACGCACCAUCAUUAAACGCAAUAUUGAGGUUAUAAAUAAACAAGUUUUUGUCCAUGAACUAUUCUUAGCUCGGCCCAGUGAUACCAACCUAAAAUUAUUAAUGUACAAAACUCAUCCCAUGAACUGUUUGAUUUUUAAUCAGUUUGUCUCUUUCAUUACUGAUUGUCCCUUUUAUAUGUACUGAAACUGUCAUCAAGAUGAAGAUUGCUUUGAAUGCUGUAGUCCUUUCUUAGCUGCAGUCCUACUGUAGCACGUACACCCUUGCCUUUCUUCCACCUUGCAAAUGACUGACUUAGUCAGUUCACAUAUGCUGCUAGGGAUAAUGUGUGAAACAUCCUCUGACACAACAGAGGAUUAAGUCUUGGAAUUUUCCAUCUGUAAUUUGUCAUAUAAUGAACAUUAAAUAAAAAUAUUAAUGAUAGGCAAUGAAAACCUCAUAACUCCAUUUUGUCAAAUUUUACUGGAGAAAGAAAAAAGAUUUAUUAAAAAUCAUAUAAAGUAAUGCCGACAAUGUUAGCACAUGUGUAGCUAUAUACUGUAGUAGAAAUCUUGAUGUUGGCAGAUUAAAAAAAUCCAUGUUCUUUCAAAUCUCUGUUUGACAGUGGAGUUACUGGAAUCUCAAGAUUUUCACAUACAGAUGGAGUUAUGAGGUCUUCAUUGCUUGCCAUUGUUAUAUUGGUACAGCGAUAAAGCUAACAUAGUUUUUAUGGACAUGUACCUAUUACCUAUUGAACUUAGUUACAAUUUAACACUCGAGCAACAGCUAGACUCCACUGCCUCAUCAGUCACUGCAAGAAAUUCAGUGACUCUCAUAAUUCAGUCUGGAAGUUCUUCCACUUUACAUUGGGUUGUUUGUUUUCGGCUCCACAGCCACAUUUUGGAGGUACUGUCUUCCCCCAUUUAUUGAGGGCACACUUAUGCUCUCUCUCUCUCUCUCUCUCUCUCUCUCUCUCUCUCUCUCUCUCUCUCUCUCUCUCUGCUUCUGAAUGGUAUGCAGAGAGGGAGAGGGAGGUUGGAUACUUUGACCUUGCCCUCUGCUUCGACGUGCUUCAGUUGUCCCCCUUCCCUCUUCUGACAUGGCUGUAUACAGUUCCAGCUUCUGACUCACAUCGAAUGAUAUGGGUAGAAUGCAACCAGUUUCACUUGUUUGAGUGGUGUUUCUUUAUGUCUUCCUUUGCUCUUCCACUAACACAUGAUAUGCAUCACCAUAUGUCCACAGAUAUUACAAUUGUCCCUAAAUUUUCUACACACACUUAAAGAGGUGAAACUGGAAGAGUUGUGCCGUUGCUAUUGCCUGUUGUGCCACAUGGCACAAAGUUGAGCUGAGAGACCAGCCUUCCCCUAUAGUACGCUCGGCAGUCCAGGUACAUUUGGGAGGCAGCAUGUAUUUUAAAAUCUUGUUUUAUAAAACCCACUCUUGUGGAUUUAAUGAAAAUGGCGUAUGUACUUAAAUAUUAUUAGUAUUAUUAAAUAUAAAAGGAAGUUUCUUUUACAUAUCCAGUUUUAAGUUUGUAUGCAUUGCAUUUUGUAUUAUUAUUGCCCUCUGCUUCUGCAUGCUGCAGAUGCUCCCUCAUUGUUCUUGCAACAUGUGGGUCUACACAGUUGCUGCUUUUGACUCGCAUCAAGCAGUAUAUAUAGAAUGUCGCUAUUCUCAUUUUUUGUGUAACGGUUAUUCUUUCUGUUUUCCCCUUGGUCUUCCUCAAACACACAAUAAACAUCGCCGUAUGUCAACUGACUAUAAAAUUGUUCCAAAAAUUUUUUACACACGCUCGACAAGGUGAAAUUGUGCCGACUCUGUUACCUAUCACACCCCAUGUUAAUGUCGAGUUGACGGCACUCACCUUCUUGUACAACAAGUGUGAUGCAUUUAGAGAGCCAAUAUGUAUUUUAAAUUUUUAUUUUGAACAAUCCACUACUGUGCAUUUAAUGAAAAUGAUGUAUUUACAUAUUUGUAGUAUUACCAAAUAACAAAACAAAAUUUCUUUAUCCACACAGAUUUUUUAUUUGCAUGAGUUGCACAUUUAUCGGCAUUACUGUUGUAUUUGCAUUGUAUAAUUGUUGUUGUUAUUAUUAUUAUUAUUAUUAUUAUUAUUAUUAUAUGUAACCUGUAUUAUACUAACAUAUUGUAACUUAUUAUUAUUAUAAUAAGUAUUAUUAUAUAUAUUAUAUAUUAUAUUAUAUAUUAUCACAAUAUAUGUAGUGAGAUGUUGACAUUGGAAUGUAACCUUGGCUACAUGUCUGUAUUUUAUUCAUGUUACUGUUGUGUAACUGUAUGCAACUUACCUAUAUUAUUGAUCAUAGUAGCAAGAUACAGGACGUAAUGUAUUCAACAAAUGGAAAUUAUUUUCAGAGAUAAAAAUGUGUAUGAUCUGUGUUAAAGUUGGAAGGUUUCUUGAAUACCUAUCAGUGUAAUGAAAGACAAUAAAGCUCCACCGUAUACAUCAAACAAUAA
Molecule: messenger RNA, 10094 nt
Organism: Schistocerca gregaria
Lineage: Eukaryota; Metazoa; Arthropoda; Insecta; Orthoptera; Acrididae
Product: transmembrane protein 98-like
Exons: 6
Coding region: 305-1171 (288 amino acids)
Cellular component (GO): endoplasmic reticulum
Source: RefSeq, a predicted model, not a curated record